This is a messenger RNA of Lactuca saligna, 372 nucleotides long. The record is from the annotation of a GenBank genome assembly. NCBI's taxonomy places the organism in Eukaryota, Viridiplantae, Streptophyta, Magnoliopsida, Asterales, Asteraceae.
AUGACACCAAAGAAGAAAGGAAGGCCUAGAAAGGAACAAUUUGAACCCAGUCAAGCAUCAUGUGAUAGGUCUGAGAGGCAGGAAGCAGUUCCUAUGCCACCAAAGAAGAAAGGAAGUCCAAGGAAAAAUGUCCAUUCUGACCCAAAUCAAGCAUCAGGUUCUAAAUUUGUUAAACGCAAAAAUGAUGGUUUAGAUGGUCAUGUUGAAGGUAGGGGAUGUGAGGAACAAGUGAAAGAUUUGUUUGAAAAUGAAGAUAUUGAUGAUGACAGUCUGGUUGAUAUGAUGUGCACUUUUGAAGCUUCUCUUAGCCAACCAAAGGAUAAUUAUCAGAAAAGUGAUGGAUUCCAAGAUGAAAUGGAUGCUAUUAUUUAA